Messenger RNA from Sabethes cyaneus, 1326 nucleotides. Its product is annotated as zinc finger protein 239-like. The coding region runs from base 115 to 1065 and encodes 316 amino acids. The record is from RefSeq and is a predicted model, not a curated record. NCBI's taxonomy places the organism in Eukaryota, Metazoa, Arthropoda, Insecta, Diptera, Culicidae. The transcript has 5 exons. Gene Ontology annotation, molecular function: DNA-binding transcription factor activity; RNA polymerase II cis-regulatory region sequence-specific DNA binding. Gene Ontology annotation, biological process: regulation of transcription by RNA polymerase II.
UUGGAAAAUUUUGCAUUGUUGUCAAAACUACUGUUGAUUUCUGGGCAAAAAUCUCUUGCAAAAAACUCAUCGUAUUUAUUCUCAAAACACGUCACAAACAAACUUCUGGAUAACAUGGAUCUAGAAGAGUCAGUGCUUUGUCGUCUUUGUCUUCAGUCAAACGCUCCCUCAUUAAUGGUGUCGUUGAAUCAGAAUGAGGGAUUGGUAAAAGCUAUAUUUCAUAUCACUAGUGUUGAGAGUGAUGAAAAUGAGGUACAAUCCAAUGCCUGUUCAAAAGACGGCGUAGUUAAAUUGGAAAUCAAACCAAUAAUCGAAGCAAUGAAAUAUGAGCCAGAAUCCAACGAUGAUAGUGACUCUAAACCGGAACGUGAGGAAUACUCUUCCGUAGAAGAUAAACCAGCGUUAAUAGAAAUUUGUGAAAAGAUCAGGAAAAAGCGUGGAAGAAAACCGAGAAAAACUAAAAGUUCAACUUCAACUCGAUCUAAGCCACAUAAGGUGCAGUGUCAAAUUUGCGGUAAAAUGAUUGCGAGCACCAACCUUGGUGCACAUCAGCAGAUUCAUGAUCCCAAUAGACCGAAGCUUGUGUGUCCCCAUUGUCCAGCACAAUAUACGGAAUCAAAGCGUUUAAAAUUGCACAUUAACAAUAAACACACGCAUGAAGUGCAAUUCUCAUGUGACCGCUGUGGCAAAACUUUUGCAUCACCAGAUUCUCUUAGGGUACAUUACAUUGCGCUGCACACCGAUAUUAAAAAGUAUGAAUGCACACUUUGCGGUGAGAAAUUUUCGCGAUCAACAUCUCGGAGGCAUCACUACAAAAUGGUUCAUACAACUAUUCGCCCUUAUGAAUGUGAAUAUUGCGAACGCACUUUCAAGUUUAAAUGUGAUCUAACGCUACACACGAGAACCCACACUGGCGAAAAGCCCUUUGAAUGCGAUAUUUGUCAUAAAACCUUCAACAAAAGCUAUAAUGUUGUAAUUCAUAAGAAAUCACACCAGAAUGAAAUCGAAAGGGCUGCUGAAAAGGCAAUGAAGAUGGUGCAAAAUUCAGUUCAAAAUGCUUACUAACUAGCAUAGGAUUUCUUUUUAUAUAAAUUACGUUCUCAAAUACGCCGGAUUAAUUUUUUAUGUUUCACAUGUCUUAACUGUUGCGUAAAACAGAAUCAGUGUCCAGAUAUUACGAUCAAUUUUUUUCAUUUAUAUAGGUAAUAUUUUUUUCGGUAAUUAUUUUAAGAGGUCCAGUAAAGCACGACGUUAAACAUUAGGCUAUAGGUAUAUGAAUUGUAUAUAAUAUAGUCGACAAUAAGCCAAAUAAAAAAUAGAAAAUAA